This is a messenger RNA of Gracilinanus agilis (Agile Gracile Mouse Opossum), 377 nucleotides long. Its product is annotated as dihydropyrimidinase-related protein 2-like. The annotation marks the transcript as partial. The transcript has 4 exons. Gene Ontology annotation, cellular component: cytosol. Lineage: Eukaryota; Metazoa; Chordata; Mammalia; Didelphimorphia; Didelphidae. The record is from RefSeq and is a predicted model, not a curated record. Gene Ontology annotation, molecular function: hydrolase activity, acting on carbon-nitrogen (but not peptide) bonds, in cyclic amides.
UUGACCAUGUUGUUCCUGAACCUGGGACCAGCCUGCUGACUGCCUUUGACCAGUGGAGAGAAUGGGCAGAUAGCAAGUCUUGCUGUGACUACUCCCUGCAUGUGGACAUCACAGAGUGGCAUAAAGGAAUCCAGGAGGAGAUGGAAACCCUGGUGAAGGACCAUGGCGUCAACUCCUUCCUAGUGUACAUGGCCUUCAAGGAUCGCUUCCAGCUCACGGAUUCCCAGAUCUAUGAGGUCCUGAGCGUGAUCCGGGACAUCGGCGCCAUCGCCCAGGUUCACGCCGAAAACGGCGACAUCAUCGCGGAGGAGCAGCAGAGGAUCCUGGAGCUGGGAAUCACCGGCCCUGAAGGCCACGUCCUGAGCCGGCCCGAAGAG